Molecule: messenger RNA, 7294 nt
Organism: Culex quinquefasciatus (southern house mosquito)
Lineage: Eukaryota; Metazoa; Arthropoda; Insecta; Diptera; Culicidae
Product: beta-1,4-glucuronyltransferase 1
Exons: 11
Coding region: 1524-3386 (620 amino acids)
Source: RefSeq, a predicted model, not a curated record
CCAUUCACAAGUCAGUCUUUCGUGGGUCGUCGAGGAGCAAAGUCGUUGUUUCACGGGCGGUGUGUCGUUACGGUGUUUGGCGUCGCGCCUGCUGCGGCUAUCGGAAUUUUAUUAUAUCGAACGCGCGUUCUCGCCGUUGUGUGGUGAAUAUGUGUGCGUGAGGAGAGUCGCAGAGAACCGUCAUAAUAAUUAUACACACUUUUUUUUUGGCUUGCUGCGGGUCCUAUUUUUUCGCGAUUUCUCGCGCUAGAAUCGGGGUGAAAUUUCGGGAUAUUGCGCGAAAGUGAAGUGAAUCUAUUUUGUGCAAGUGACAUUUCUCUCGGUACAUUGUGCACCGCCGCGGGUGAGUGGGGAAGACAAAAAUUGUGUGGAAAAUUUCUGUGUUCGCGUCGACGAAGACCAGGGGACAGGGAAGUGAGUAAAAAUAAAAUAUCUUAGCUCGACUCAGCUCGACGCUGCUAGCAAUCAAAGUAGUUUUUGACGUUUGAUAACACAUAGCAGUAGUAGUCUGUGCUGCGGUUCGGUGUCGGUCCCGGGGCCAAACAUAGUGGGCCUUGCGAAUGCGAUAAUGAUAAGCAAGACGGGGCAGGAUAUUGUCGCUUCGCUCGAAAGUUGUUGAGUGGUGAUAAAAAAAAUCAACAAGACGCGACCGUCGACGUCGGCCUAAUUGAGAUUUCCUCUCUCGGCUUUCCAGCGCAAUUAUCGGGGCAAUUUUGUAAUAAAUAGCGAAAACCAGCUCAGUUGGCGUUCGAUUUGGUGCGUUUUAAGUGUGUGUAGGAAAAGUUUGGCUUGAUUCAAGGCGGAGAGCAGAUUUGUGGUGAAUUCGUCUACGAGAGGCUAGUCAAAAUAGCUACGGGGAUAGUUUGCCAGAAACGCACGCAAUUUUAGUUUUUUUUUUUGGUGAAACCACGAAAAGAAGAGUGUGGUGAGUGUGGGUGACACAACAGCCGUGGACUUCCCCAGCUCGCACUUCAUCAACACGCGAAACAUACCAACAUUGCACGAUCCACAACCGACGUCAAUCUGUUGAUAAGAUUCACUGCCAGCAGCAGCAGCAGCAGCUGAGCUAAAGUUUGAUCCCGAUUCCUGAACAAAAAAAAAAGGUUGCUCGCGGCCACCGUACGGAACCAUCACCGGAUCCGGAACGCUCCCCCUCAGCGCAGGGCAACCGAUGCGCCCUCGAAGGGCCCCCCGCCACAAGCCGUCAUCUGUUGGUGAUUUGAUCACCAUUCCGGAUUGACUAUACAGAGUUUAAGGCGAGCAGUCCUUUCUAUGCCGACCACGAGUUCGAUCAACACUAGAAGUAGUGCCAGAGGCAGUUGUAGACGAGAGAUCAAAUCACGCAACACGAUGACGUAAAUGGGACAGAAUUGCGACCAGAUUGGACCACUUUUACACACGGAGAGAGAGAGAGAGAGAAAUUCGUCAAAAGAAGAAACCUGCACAAAUCUACCAAAAUACUAAAAUACUAACCAAAAUCGAGUGAAAGGAAAAAUCGAGCAAAAUCGACGCUCAAAUUUUGUAUGAAACAGCUCGUGGACAUUCCGAAGCUAAAGCUGGCCACCAGAAUGCUGACCCGGAGGAACUGGCUGCUGCGGUGCAGCAUCCUGAUCAACGUGGCCGUCCUGCUGUACCUCUGCAGCCAUUUGCUGAUUGGCGGGGGAAACUUCGCCCUCGGCCCAGCCUACAUCAUCUCGGAGGAGGGCAUGAUGAAGGCGGAUGCGAGGACCGCCGGCCAGGGUCAGCUCCAGUACCGGACGCACAUUCCGGCCCACCUGGCCCAGCAGUUGCGGCAGCAGGAGCAGGAACAGCAGGAGCAGGAGCAGAUGAUGCUGCAGCAGCAGCAGGCUCAACAGCAAGGACACGGGAGUUUAGUAUUAAAAAUUCAGGAAAAUGGGAUCAGUGUCCAGGAGGUGGUGCCCCAGCAGCCGGGUCAGAGUCCGGACCAGCUGACCGAGGGUGGUGCCGGAGUGGGGGAGGCAGGCGGAAGAGGACGCGAUGUAGAUAACACUAAUAAUAACAAUAAUAAUAAUAACAACAACGUAGACGAUAGUCGAUUCGAUGUGCCAACAAACGAACCAAGCCAGAAUGGUCCCAACGGGUCAAACAAUAACAACAACAUCAACAACAAUCGAGGGGGCACCGAGGUGCUGUACCAGGACGGUGGAAAUGGCCAGGGUGUCAACGGUGGCGGCGGCGGAGCUGGACUCCUGAACGUCAGUGACAUCUUUUCCACCACGGCGUCGAUCGAUUUCGACGUAAAGCUGAGGUCCAUCCUGAACUGUCACGACCGCGACUACGAGCCGUACAUCGGCCAGCGCGGUGACUUUUGGGUGCUGAAAAACUACGUCCGGGCCGAGCACGGCGAGCUGCGGUGCCACGAGGCGAUCACCUACACCACGCACGCCGACUACACCUUCCUGGACAAUCUGAUCCCGCUGCUGGAGAGGUGGAACGCCCCGGUCAGCUUAGCGAUGCACGCGCCCGGAACCGACUUCCAGCCCACCGUCAACGCGAUCAAGUAUCUGCGGGACUGCCUGGCGGAGAGUCACCUCGUGCGGCAGUUUGUCACGUUUCAUAUUUAUUUUAGUAGUAAACAUAUUCCAAAAAACGUUCCUAAGUACGAGAAAGUAUUAGAACCCCCCUACAACUGUUCGCUGCCGGCGCCGUACUUUAACGUGUCGAGCUCGCAGCUGUACAAGACGGCCAAGAAGCUGCUGUACCCGGUCAACGUCGGCCGGAACAUUGCCCGGGACGCGGCAAUGACGCACUUCAUCCUAGCUAGUGAUAUCGAAUUGUACCCGAAUCCGGGCCUAGUGCAUAAGUUCUUAGAGAUGAUAGCUAGAAACGAGCCGGUGCUGCAACGGAAGAACCCAAGGGUCUUUCCGCUGUCAAUCUUCGAGGUGGACAGCACGUCGCCGGUGCCGCGGGACAAAACCGAACUGCAGGAGCUGCUGCGGAACGGGAAGGCCAUCUCGUUCCACAAACGGGUCUGCUCCAGCUGCCACGGCGUGCCCAAGUCGAAGGAGUGGAUCGCGGCGAAUGAAACCGAUGAUCUGGGCGUGUUCCACAUCGGCAAGCGGGUGGGGUACUUUGUCCACUGGGAACCCAUCUACAUCGGAACGCACGCCGACCCGCACUACGACGAGCGGUUAAGUUGGGAGGGCAAAAGUGAUAAAAUGACGCAGGGCUACGCCCUUUGCGUCCUCGACUACGAUUUCCACAUCCUGGACAACGGGUUCCUGGUGCACAAGCCCGGCAUCAAGGUGCUCAAGAAGGACCCGAAGCGGGCGAUGCUCGCGGCCAAGACGAACCAGCUGAUCAAGAAGAUCAUCUACCCGGAGCUGCAGGUCAUGUACGGCUCGCGGAAGGGCUGCGCCGUAUAGUUGAAGGGGAAACAACCGGCGGUCCACUAGUAUAAGGAGCAGCAGCAGCCUCAGCCGAAACGAUCCGGGUCCGGUUCCGGAAAUGGCCACGGUGGCAGCGGCAGCAGCAGCAGCGAUGGUGGUGGUGGUGGUGCAGGUGGUGGUUUCAGCCGGUCGGACGGAUCUGCGCAGGUCACGGCCGGGGUCGGCAACUUUCUGGUCACGUUCCGGGAGCGGCCGCGGCCGCACGUGGCCGGACGGCGCAGAAAGGGCAAACGGAAGGGGUACGUCCGCCGGCGGAAGUAAGUCUUGUUUAAUUUUUAAGUGAGAGCAGCAGCAGGUAAGAUCGAGUCUAGUUUUGUAUUAGGUAUUUUUUUUUCGAUUCGGGGAUGAAUGAACGGGAUUCGAGAAUGCAACGAGAGAGAAAGAGAUAGCGAGAGUUUUUAGACGUCUAAGCAGAAAAGUGAUAUAAACUACUGUCUUAACUAUACUCUUAGGGUUAGGGAUGUAAGAGGCGAAUAAGCCGGAGGUGGACAAACUAUAGGCCAUUUUCUAUAGUGAUGAUUUGGAGAAAAAAGAAGUUUGGCACAUUUCAACACACGGGAAUAAGAAAACUAUUUGAAAAUCAGAGCUGAAACAAGGAAAAUAACCUGCAAGAAAAAAAAACACAAAUCGCGGGAUAUUUUUUAAAUCACUUUUACACGGAAAAAAGCAAAUAAACAAACCAUACGACUUGAAGGCAUGGAACACUCACCAAAACGCGCAACACUUGUAAAAAAUACUUGAAAUAUACACAUUCUCAAUCACAGACAAAAUAAGCAGCAGCAAUGGACGGAAGUUUGAACCAAUAGCGUUACCAUAACUUAGAAAUUUUGACUGUUUCAAUGGAAGUAGCAUAAAGUUGAGCACGAAAAUCCUGAAAGAACAACUCUCUAUCGCAUUUCUACGUCAUUUACUAUUUAGCAAACCUCUUUCCUCUCUGCCUUUUCAAUAGAUUUGAUACGAGCAUUUAGUUCAGUGCAGCGUCACAGUAGGCCUAACAACCUCUCUUUUCCGCGAUGAUAUUUUCACAUUAACCGGUUCACGAAUUAGGUUAACCUAUUUUUUCUACAUCACCGUUCGAAAUCGCUUAGAUUUCGGCAAAACUAUUUUUUUUCGUGAAUUUCUAUCAAUUUAUGUAGAAUUUUGACAUUUGUCUCACUUAUAACAGUCUGUGCUUUAUUUUAAAUGUUUCAAAAGUGAAAAUAAUUGAAAGCAUUUUUUAUUUGACAAAGAAUCAAAGAAGGCCGUUGCAAAUAAUUUUAAAAGUUUAUGUUCCUUACUUCUGGCCAAAGUCUAGGGGGAGGGGAAAACAAAAAAAAAUGAAACAGCUUGCCAUGGUUUAAAAAUUUCAAUGAACAAUGUGUUGUAAAAUGCAUUGUACAUCAGUGCGGUUGUUUUACAAUCAUGAAAUGUCGAAAAAUCUACAAUUUGACAAAAAAAAUAUUUUUUCGGUUGACAUAAGCUUUAAGAAUUAUUUGUAACUGCCUAAUUGCUUUGAAAAAAAAAAAUAUUUAAACAAACAAACAUGUUGUGACAUUAUUUGUUUAGCUUGAACCUUUUUCGCAGAAUUAGAAUCUACAACAACAAAGAUCAUCUGUCAAAAUCCAAAGUUGAUUAUUUUUUUAAGGUAAGGCGAAUUUUUCGGUUGUCGAAAAAUAUAGCGCAGCGAAAACCGAAAUUUAUAUGAAAUUUUUCUGCAAAAAGAGAAGACAAUGUUAUCCGAUGUUUGCUCUGUAGCAAUGUUAAGGUUGCCAAACUGGAUUGAUUUUAGUUGCGUUUUAUUUUCUUGGUUUUGUUUCAAUAUUGAGGCGUUUCCGAACCAGUUUGGUAGCUAACUAACCCAACAAAUUCAGUUUGGGGUUUCGAGUUUUCUAGAAUUCUGUCAGAUUUUUUUUUGUGCCACGCAAUAACAUGUUUUGAUCUGAUCUGCCAAAGUUCGAAAAUAAAUCAUGUACAGAGAUAAAUACGAUAAAACUUGCCCAGGAAAUGGUUCAAUUUUUACUUUUCUAGUAAUCUCCGUAUAAUAUCCGCUUUGCGUGACAGUUAAAUUUUAACAGUCGAAAACCCUGUCUAACCUUUUAUAAUCAAUAUACUUAGGUAAAAACCGGGUUCAGAUUACGUGAAAACUUUGUUAGAUAAAUCCCAAUUUGCUUUGAUAUAAUUUCAGAAUUUCGGUUCAAAAUAAUCAUUUUUGUAAUUUUUAGUCUGAAUUUUGCUUAAUUUUUUUUCAGCAAUAUCUUAUAAAAUACCGUACUAAAAUACACAUAAAAACACAGAUCUUCCUCUUCCACCUGUCCAACUAUAUUUCAUUUUCCAACUAAGACAAAAAACAACCUUAUUUCUCGUUUCAACUAUAAGAUGAGUGCCUUAUUGUAUUGGAAAAAUGAACAAACAAAUAAAAAACCAACAACACACAAACAAGAAACAAAAAUAACACACACACAAAAGGUAAGCUGUGUAUAAAAUUACUCGUAGACUACAACCCCAUUUUUGUGUAGAUAUUAGGUGACACUAGAAAACAAAAAAAAGAAACACCCAUUUUUAUCAUCUUGGUCGUCUGUCAUAAAAGCAUAAACAAACAAAAAAAUCACACACACAAAAACACUCACAUUUGAGAAGGAGUUUUAAUCGAUUCUUCGUUUUUGAAAUUAAUCAAAUCAAAUCUAACGUUGCGUUGCGUUCCAAAAUCCACUAAAUUAAAUGAUCUUAUUCCUCCAAGACUCUCAAAAAUCAGAAACAUUUCAGUUAGAGAAUUAUCCUAGGUAAAACAGCCAAGUAGCGAGGCGAAACAUGUGCUCAUUUAAACAAACAAAACAAAAAAACUGUAAAUUUAUCGCUAGUAGUUUUAAAUUUGUAUAUUAUUUCCUCCUCAAGUAGGCGAACCAUCCCAAAAAAUGGUAUAACGAGCAAUUUAUUAAAGCAUAGUUUUUUUUUCUCACAACUUUUUCCUACCAAUAGCGUUUUAAACAAAACAAAAAUGGUACCAAUAGACUCAGCCUAUUGAUUACGAUUAGCGAAGCAAACAAAAUAAUACGGUGUUGUAUCUAAUACAAACAGUUAGCACGAACGAAUUAAAUUUGCCACUAGAAAGUUGCUUAAGGGCAUACUUUUUCUCUUGUUUUUAAAACUUAGAAACUUAGUUUUAGCUAGCGUUUAGCGGUGUUCAGUUGUGGAGCAAAAGCAAACAAACUGGCAACACUGUGUGUAUAGAUCUUACUUAUACAUAGAGAACGACAGAGAUGAAGCACAUUUUACAAUACAUACCAAUACAGACACACACACAGUCAAACCACAUCACACAAAAGAGGCAAAACAUUAAACUAAAGAAAACAAAACAACAGAAAAUUUCAUAUCCGUGCGUGACAGCGCGAACGCAAAAAAAAAACAAACACAAACAAAAAGUUAUCCAAUAUGUUAACGACAGAAGCAAACAAACAAAAACUUAGGCAUGACUUAUUUAUUACCCGUUUUUUAACCUAGUGCGAGUAGUGCGGAAACUCAAAUCAAAGAAUCAAAUAAAGAGAACAAAACAAAACAAAGCUAGCCACUUCACACUGGAAAUAUCUCCCUCUCUUUCUCACACAAGUACACAACUACACUCAAACACGACACGGAAGUAAAAGUCAUUUUAAAGAAGACAUCACACACAUUUAUUCACGCGCAUUAUACAAAGAAAGAGUAAAGUUACGGUAAGUGAGAUAAACGUGAAAUGAGAAGGUGAGAAUGCGAUUUUGGAGAUGUGUGAAGAAGAAAAGAAAAAAAGAUGAAGAAACAAACUAUUGUGAACAGAACAAUGGAUACACAAACACACACACAAGCGCCCAACUCUUUUUAGUGAGCGAAGUAAGACAACAACAAAAACUACAAGCCGAACAAAAUAAAUGUAU